Molecule: messenger RNA, 1996 nt
Organism: Triplophysa rosa
Lineage: Eukaryota; Metazoa; Chordata; Actinopteri; Cypriniformes; Nemacheilidae
Gene: xkr5b
Product: XK related 5b
Exons: 7
Coding region: 48-1778 (576 amino acids)
Biological process (GO): apoptotic process involved in development; phosphatidylserine exposure on apoptotic cell surface; engulfment of apoptotic cell
Cellular component (GO): plasma membrane
Source: RefSeq, a predicted model, not a curated record
CAAACUUUGAAACCACAACUACUGAAAAAGGAAGGUGUCCUGCAACGAUGCAAAAUCAGAAGGGAAGAGAGAUCAUGUGGAGUCACGUCUGCUUGUACUCUUUCUCAGGAGUCGUUAUUGUAUUAGAGAAAGUGGCACUUGUCUUAUGCUUCCUGUACUACCUCUGGAUAGAGAAGGACCUGCUGGCUUGGCUGACUCUGGGUCUAUGUUUGCCUGCCAUCGCUGUGCAGCUACUUAGUCUGAAGUGGUAUAUUACAGAUACAGAAAAACACAAGCCUUCAAUCAUCUUUGUGCACUGCCUGCAUCUGGGGAUCUUUCACAGGUUAUGGGAAUGCAUGAAGUCUCAGAGAGGGCAGGUUGAUUCUGGGGCAUUGUUAAUACAGCAGGCCGAUGUGUCUGCUCUGUGUUUGAUCGAAUCUCUGUCACUCAGCUUGCCUCAAAGUCUACUGCAGACAUACAGUUUAUUCACUCUUCACACUGGCUUUCUGACACCAGUGACCUUGUGUGUUGGGCUGAGCCUGCUAAACGUGUCCUGGUUCCUGGCCCUGUACAGCCGAUCAUGCUUAUUGCUCCGGCCUGGUCACCUGCAUAUGACCCCUGCUGCUAUGUUGUGCCAGCUCAUAUGGCGAGGUGGCAUGCUGGGCGCCAGGGUUGCCAGCCUUAUGUUUUUCUGCAGUAUAUUUCAUUGGUGGGCCUGUGGGGUCAUGGGUUUCCACUGGCUCAUAAUGACAUUCUGGCUAGUGUCUCAGCAGACAGAAAUCUGUGUUAACCGCAGUUCCUGGCGUUUCUUCAACUUAGUUUUGGGAGCUAUACACAUUUUUCUGUUCUUCAACGUCAAAGAUGGCCCCUCGCGGUAUCGCAUGGUUGGGUUCUAUUUGUUAAUGAUGUUGGAGAACACUUUCCUUCUUCUUCUGGCCUCAGAUUCAAUCAGUGAACCUUCAUGGAAUAGUAUGAGCUUUCCUGUGGCUGUCCUGUGCAGCUUCUUUAUUGGUGUCAUUUUUGUUGUUCUUCACUACCGAUUUCUUCAUCCAAAAUCUACUGAGAUCCUUCAUAGCUUAAGACUUCAAAUGAGCAUGACCGCUAUUGAGAGAACAGAAUCUGAUCUACAGCGCAGGGAGACUACACUUGAAUCCUGUACAAAUAGACAUGGCACAUUCUCUGUCACUGGUUUUGCUCCAGAGAAGCAUGAAGAAGCCUGUUCUACUCAACCUCUAGAGGACUGCGGGCACCAUCAUCAUAUGUUACUUUUCCUUGCUCUCAAAACUGGAACCCCAAGCAAGAUCGAGCGCCUUUGUCAAGCACUUUCAGUCUUACCAGGGAAUGAUAAUGUGACAGACGCACAUUCUGGAUUAAAAGGUUAUAAUCAGCUGCCGUUGGAUGUAAAUGAACAUUUUGAAAGUUUACCUGACCAUGCUGUUGAAAACAGAGGGGAUGCUGAACAUGUUGAGAGACUCGCCGGUGCUGAGCUCAGAGAGUCUCCAGACGGCCAAUCUAAGAUGCUGAAGGAUGCGGUUUACAACACAUGUCCUGUAGAUGGCAGCAGUACUGUUUACUUUAGUGCAGAACCUCACUCUUCUUAUAGUGUUGAUGAUGGUACUUUAGAAAAAGAGAACAUGACUGUAAUAAGUCCUAUCAUAACUGGAGCUGCACGGCACCUGACUGCCAAAGAAUUAUUAAACAGGAACCCAUGCUUUACCUCAACUCCAAUACCAGACCUCAAAACCAUGCACAAUACAAGUCCUCGAUUAGGGGGAGUUAGGAGACAGGUCAAUUUUUAAUGUUAGAUCAUUAAAAUGUGUGGAAAAGGUUGGUUUAAUUUGGAAUACAGUGUAUUAAGUUUUUCUGCCUUCUCAAUCAUAUUAUACUAACAAUUAUAGCCACAACUAAAAAAGCUAUUGUCUGUAUUUUUACUCAUAGUUAUAGUAUCGUUAUCAUUGGUACGACUAGUUAUAAUCUCAGUGAUAUCAGAUUAGUUUACAUAUAUUUUUAUAUUUCA